AUGGUCGAUUAUUCGCACCGCGCAGUAGAGCUAACCAGGGUCUUCCCUUUCGGUCCGCGUGUGUGUCAUUGCUUUUUGGCGACUGGCAACGGGUUUACCCUGUUGGCAAUCAAUAGCCUUGCUAUGUUGGAUGAUCAACAUAAGCAGGGGGCGGCGGUGCGGAGAGAUAGUGCCAAAAGGAAAUACACAAAGGGAAAUAUGGAGUAUAUGCCGAAGGAAAAGAGAUAUGGUGACAACAACGUUGCAGGAGGAACGAAGAAGCAAAAAAGAGAGAAGGUUAAUCCCCGCAUCAGCCAACGAAAAGCCGUUAUUACGGGUAUAUUUUCUUGUUUUCUCCACAUCCAGCACGCUCAUUUCUUGCUCUACGGGGAAGACCGCAUCCACUCAAUCAACCAUCUUGCGCCGCAAAAAGCAAAGCGCAAUCCCUCCAUUCGGACCCCCCUUGUUCCCAAGGGAUCGACUCGCCUCCACCCAUUCUCCAAUACCCGGCUUUCCCAAAAUGACCCACUAUCAACCACUUAG
This is a messenger RNA of Bipolaris zeicola 26-R-13, 522 nucleotides long. RefSeq lists its product as uncharacterized. The transcript has 2 exons. The record is from RefSeq and is a predicted model, not a curated record. The coding region runs from base 1 to 522 and encodes 173 amino acids. Lineage: Eukaryota; Fungi; Ascomycota; Dothideomycetes; Pleosporales; Pleosporaceae.